UAUGUGUGUGUGUGUGUUUACACCCACAUUGCCACAACACCAACCACAGGAAGAGUGGGAGAAAGAGGAGAGGUGGACUAUGGUGCGGUUUACCUCACGACAUGACAGGGCCCGAGCUGAUUGGCUGCUGUCGAAGGAUGGAGGGUUUAUAAAUGGACCCGGAGCCUCAGUUUGGGCAGCAGCAUCACUGAGCAGCGACCAGAACCACCCGAGGAUAAAGUGCUGAAAAGUGAUUUGUUCUGAAGUUGCGACUGCACCUGCUGAAGGUGGGAAGAAACUUGAAGACUCCAAACUGUGACAGGAUGAAGGUGGUUGUUGUUUUGGUUCUCUUCUUCGCCGCAGUUCUCUGCCGGCCCGCAAGGAGAGUGGCUGUCAGCAGCUCGGAGAGCUCUGAGAGCUCUGAAGAAGUGGUGAGACGACCUUCACGUCUGCAGUUCAGAAAACAGGAUCCAGUUUUUGUUCCACCUGUUCAGAAAAACGCAGCUGCCAGCAGCUCAGAUGAAAGUACCGUGAGUUCAGAAGAGGAUCAGCAGGUGGCAGCAGAGGCUCCUGUGAAAGUCAAGUCUCAGCGUGUGGAUGACGCUUCAGCCACAGAUGCCACACCUGUUAGCAGUGAGGAGGAUGAUGAUGAUGCCGACGAUGAUACAACGGAGGAGAAUGGAACUGAAGAAGAGGACGAUGAUGAAUCCAGCAAUAGCUCAGAGUCAGAUGAAUCUUCCACCUCAUCCCCUCCCCCAGUGGUCAUAACCGAGGAUCCCGAGGCUUACACCACCAUUGCGCCCAUUGUACCCACCAUCAUCACUGACACCGACACAUCUCGAGGUGACAACAUAGGAAGUUACCCCAGUGAAUACAAGUCUAUCUAUGUAGAGGACAAAUCCUACCACAAGAUGCCCUCACCAUACAAAUCCUAUGGGUUUGCUGAGGAAGGAAAGAAGACCAGGUACGACAUGACCGAAGACAAUGAGGUAGAGAAGACAAUGAAGGUGUACAAGGUAAAGGCUCUUCAGGUCCACUCUGACCUCCUGGAGGAGGACACCAGCACCCCAGAGGUGGAGAGCCAGGGCCUUGACACCUCCUCCAGCAAUUCCCGGCAGGCCUCGCUGCCAGAGGAGGGCAACACUGAUGGCACCGCCCCCAGCAACACUUCCAGCGCCAGCCAGGAGUCAGCAGAUCAGGACAGCCAAAGCAGAGAGGAGGCCACAGCCACACCCGGGGCCGCAGACAGCGCGUCAGAUGAGUCCGACAGCAUAGAGAGUGACUCCGAGGAGGCAGGGGCGGGACCUAACACUGCCACUGACAUGCCAGCAGUCAUCACUGCCAAAUAAGCCCCGCCUACCCAUCAUAUGUGGUGGAUUAUGGGGAUUGGAGAUAGAUUGGCCUAAAAAGCGUGCAUUGCAUUCAAGUGCAGAGACAUCAAAACCACUUUUCCACUGCAGGGACGGCUAAUGCGUAUUUACGUCACAUUUACUGACUUUACAUUGGUUGCCCGACAUGUUUGUGAUUAUCUGGGCAUUUUGUGAGAUGCAACACAUUUUUUUUCUGAUGUUAUAUUUAUAUAAACCAGAUUUACAUCCUACAAGAGAGUAGUCCGGCUAAUCUGGGAGGGGGAUAAAUAUGAAAAAAAAAAAUCUGUAAUUUUGAGAAAACAGUCAAUAUUUUAAAUAAAAAGAUGCAAAAUAAUCAUAAUAAUUUUAAAACUCUGUUACAAAAUCAAUUUAAUAAUUCACGUGAGGUAGGAAGUCCCAGUAUUAGGAGAAGAGAAAUGCUAUUAUUCAAAAUAAAUAAAAAGAUGAGAUUUUAUUUGAUAUAAUCAGUAAAUUAUAUUUUGUCUCUCAGCACCAAGUGAGUUUUAUGUCAUUUUAUUAAUAAUAGUGGGGGUUUCUCUUUAAAACAUUACAUUUUCUUAAAUAUUUUCUUAAAAUAUGUUCUUUUUCUCCCAAAUUAUGAUUUUACUCAUAAUAUGAUGCCUUUGGUUUCAAAAUAUGACCUUUUUUCUUCAAAGUCUUGACUAUAAUCUAUUAUGUCAGUCAAGAUGCAGGAGGAACAACAGGCUGUGCUGAAAGAACGACUGCAGGAUGACUGACUUUCUGACUUUUUCUUCUUAUAUUUUAAGGAUUGACGCGAAAUUUGGAAAUGAAAAAGUCAACAAAAUCAUGUGCAUGCAACAUCUGACCCUAACAUUAAGCCAUACCUAACUUUCUGUGUGGAUUCAUGUUCAUGCUUCAUGUCAAAUGUUAGUGGAGAUUAAAGGAAGUAGGACACAUGCUAGUGUGGAUAAAAGGAUGUAGGAUACAUACGGUACAUUUGCACAGUUUUUACAUUCAUUAUAUAUUAUUUGUCUAUUUUUUUUUCCCUUGCUGUAAUAUAUAUCACAUUGUACAAUUUCUAAAAUAUUAAUAAAGACAUUUUAAAAAAUG
Messenger RNA from Thalassophryne amazonica, 2420 nucleotides. It is a transcript of the gene spp1, whose product is annotated as secreted phosphoprotein 1. Bases 303 to 1328 code for a protein of 341 amino acids. NCBI's taxonomy places the organism in Eukaryota, Metazoa, Chordata, Actinopteri, Batrachoidiformes, Batrachoididae. The transcript has 8 exons. Gene Ontology annotation, biological process: ossification; cell adhesion. The record is from RefSeq and is a predicted model, not a curated record.